This is a messenger RNA of Tuber melanosporum (Perigord truffle), 1710 nucleotides long. RefSeq lists its product as uncharacterized. The transcript is spliced from 4 exons. Gene Ontology annotation, molecular function: zinc ion binding; nucleic acid binding. Gene Ontology annotation, cellular component: cytoplasm. The record is from RefSeq and is a predicted model, not a curated record. Lineage: Eukaryota; Fungi; Ascomycota; Pezizomycetes; Pezizales; Tuberaceae. Bases 1 to 1710 code for a protein of 569 amino acids.
AUGGGCCAAGGAGCUUCCGCAAACGCCGGCCUUUCGGAUGGCGAAGGCGAUCUGCGCUCCGGUCCAGGUACUGCUGUCAAAACCUGCUAUUACGAACUACUAGACGUCCCUCGCGACGCCUCUCAAGACGAUAUUAAAAAAGCGUACAAAAAGAAAGCUCUAGAACUACAUCCUGAUAGGAACUACGACAACGUCGAAGAAGCUACCCGCCUGUUCACCGGAAUCCAAGCGGCGUACGAGGUCCUCUCGGACCCAGAAGAACGAGAGUGGUAUGAUUCCCACCGCGAGCAGAUCCUCCACGGCGAUCAUGAUCCGGGUGCCUCUGGAGGCCCUUCGCACCCCGUCAGCGUGACUACAUCCGAAGACGUCCUGGAGUGGUUCUCCAUGUUCGCUACUAAGAUCUCCUACGACGAUAACUCGCGAAAUAACUUUUACACACUCGUCGGCGCGGCGUUCAAGAAAUUGGCCGACGAAGAGAUUACGGCAGCAGAGCAGGCGGGCGAGGACGCGCCUUAUUACCCGGACUUUGGAAAUUCAAAGAGUACGCAUGAGGAUUGGGUGAAGCAGUUUUAUGCUGCGUGGGGUGGGUUUAGGACCCUAAAGAGUUUCAGCUGGUGUGAUGUGUAUCGCUACUCGGAUGCGCCGGAUAGAAGGGUAAAGAGAAUUAUGGAGAAAGAGAAUAAAAAGUUUAGGGAUGCAGGGAUGAGGGAGUUUAAUGAUUCUGUCAGGUCCUUCGUUCUCUUCAUACGGAAACGUGACCCCCGGUUCAUCAAGAAUACCCAGAGCGAGGCUCAACGUCAGGCGGCUCUUCUCGCGGCAUCUAGGGAGCAAGCGGCGCGUCAACGCAAGGAAAAUCUCGCCAAGUUAAAAGAAUUCAAGGCUGCAGAUUGGACCCAGGCGUCUCACAAGGCUGAGGACUACUCCGACGAUCCUGACGAGGACGAAGAAGUCGAAGAGGAGGAAAUAAUCGAGAAAUAUGAGUGCAUUGUUUGCAAGAAGACAUUUUGGUCGGAGGGACAAAUGGGCGAACACGAGAAGAGCAAGAAGCAUGUCAAGAAUGUGCAGGCACUGAAACGACAAAUGAUGAAGGAGAACAAAGAGUUUGAUCUAGGCCGGGACAUCCGAGGAAUUGAGAAGCGGCGGGAGGAUAUAGACGCUCCAAUCGAAGCCCCUGAAGCCGAGGAAUUAGAAGAACCGGAAGAACUAGACGUCACCAAGAACGACACCCCACACGAUGCCCUCAACAGGGACCUUCAAAAACUCGACCUAACUUCCUCAAAACCACCCAAUCCAGAAAGCAAUCCCAAAGCCACCCCCGACACCGAACAGGAAGGAGAGGGGGGAGAAGAUGAGGCAGAAGCCGACCAAAGCCCACCCCCAAACAGCCUAAACCCCUCCCCACCACCCUCAUCCUCAUCCUCAAUAGCGCCCAAAAUCGGAAAAGCAAAGCAAAAGCGUGCGAAGAAGGCUGCUAAACUGGCUGCCGUGCCGGGAGAGAUCACAUGCGCAUCAAAGGCACUAGUGGGAUGGGGCAUGAAAGUAUGGUUUAAGCAAUGUGCCUUGCUGCGAGAAGUUACAGUAAGUUCCAUUAGCAUAAGAUUUUUUUGGUUUUUGGCUUCCAGACCUUCCUCUUUUGUACCAAGGGGGGGUUUUUGGCUUUGCUGGUUUAUUCCAUCACACUUUUAUCACAACCCCCUAUAUAAUACAUAG